GAGCGGUUGGGCAACAUGGCGGCGGCGGCGGCGGUGGCGGUAGAGGCGACGAGCACAGCGGCGGCGGCGGCGGAGGAGGAGGAGGAUGGGGGCUACGGAGAUGGGGAGCGGCUGGAUUUCCUAAAGGAGCGACACGUGCGGUUCUUCCAACGCUGCCUUCAGAUCUUGCCGGAGCGCUAUUCGUCCCUGGAGACCAGCAGGUUGACAGUUGCCUUUUUUGCACUAUCUGGUCUGGAUAUGCUGGAUUCCUUGGAUGUGGUAAAUAAGGAUGAUAUAAUAGAAUGGAUUUAUUCCCUACAGGUCCUUCCCACAGAAGACAGAUCAAACAUGCAUCGGUGUGGAUUCCGUGGUUCUUCAUAUCUAGGAAUGCCGUUCAAUCCAUCCAAGGCUCCUGGUGUUUCUCAUCCCUAUGAUAGUGGACACAUAGCAAUGACUUACACAGGCCUCUGCUGCUUAGUUAUUCUUGGCGAUGACUUGAGCCGAGUAAAUAAAGAAGCAUGCUUGGCAGGACUCAGAGCUCUCCAGCUGGAAGACGGGAGUUUUUGUGCAGUCCUUGAAGGAAGUGAAAAUGACAUGAGAUUUAUAUAUUGUGCUGCUUGCAUAUGCUACAUGCUGAAUGACUGGUCAGGGAUGGACACAAAGAAAGCCAUAGACUAUAUUCGACGAAGCAUGUCUUAUGAUAAUGGACUUGCCCAAGGAGCUGGACUUGAAUCUCAUGGUGGCUCUACAUUUUGUGGUAUUGCAUCACUGUGCCUGAUGGGUAAACUUGAGGAAGUCUUCUCUGAGAAGGAACUGGACAGGAUAAGGAGGUGGUGCAUAAUGAGGCAACAGAAUGGCUACCAUGGCCGACCAAACAAACCUGUAGACACCUGCUACUCUUUUUGGGUAGGAGCAACUCUUAAGCUUCUGAAAAUAUUUCAGUAUACAAACUAUGAAAAGAACAGAAAUUACAUUUUAUCAACUCAAGAUCGCCUUGUUGGUGGAUUUGCUAAAUGGCCUGAUAGUCAUCCAGAUGCUCUGCAUGCCUACUUUGGCAUAUGUGGCCUGUCUUUAAUGGAUGAGUCUGGCAUUCGCAAGGUUCACCCUGCCCUGAAUGUAAGCACAAGAACCUUCGAGCGCCUUCAGCACCUUCAUCAGAUUUGGGGAACUAAAGACUGUAAACAGUGUUCAGCGGAAGUGCCUAGUGCCACAUGACUAAUGGAAACUCCAGUUGAGUUUGGUAGCAUAAUUGUAGCCCAGGGUUAAAAGCCAUGUAUAACCAAUGUGCUCUUUUUUAAAGUGGUGGACUCAUGCAAUCAAAUUCAUGAUGCUAGCAUCAUUUUGACAGCAAAUGGCCUUCAGCUGGGAUUAAAAAGAAAUUGCUUGCCCCUACAGACAGUGUAACAGAAUUGGUUUCCAAGAAUUCCUCUGAAGCAAAAUUAAUUAUUUAGUUCUAUUAUAUCACUUUGAACAGUGCAAUGGCAAAGUGUAACAAUAGUAAAAAGGAUCUUUAAAAUGUAUUUACGUAUUUUCAUACUGAGCUGCUUGAAUUUAGUGACACUUAUUUGAAACUUCGUCUAAAAAUCUUUCAAAUUGCAUCUUGAUCUCUAAAAUGUGUUCUUUUCAGGUAGUGGAAAAUCUAUAACCUUUGUAAAAAAAUAAAAUAAAAUUAUUUUAUUCAUUG
Pogona vitticeps (central bearded dragon) is the source of this 1663-nucleotide messenger RNA. RefSeq names its product protein geranylgeranyltransferase type I subunit beta (gene PGGT1B). Gene Ontology annotation, molecular function: CAAX-protein geranylgeranyltransferase activity. The record is from RefSeq and is a predicted model, not a curated record. Gene Ontology annotation, cellular component: CAAX-protein geranylgeranyltransferase complex. Gene Ontology annotation, biological process: protein geranylgeranylation. Lineage: Eukaryota; Metazoa; Chordata; Lepidosauria; Squamata; Agamidae.